This is a messenger RNA of Miscanthus lutarioriparius, 417 nucleotides long. The record is from the annotation of a GenBank genome assembly. NCBI's taxonomy places the organism in Eukaryota, Viridiplantae, Streptophyta, Magnoliopsida, Poales, Poaceae.
AUGGACGCGUCGGAGUACAUCAAGGAGCUGAAGCAGAAGGUCGUCACGCUCAAGCAGGAGAUGGCCUGUGAAGAAGAAGAAGAAGAAGCAGGCGCUCUGCUCAAGCACAGCUCCUCCCCGUCCCCGACGGUCACUGUGGAAACCCUAGCAGGGGCAGCAGGGCACGGGUUCGUCAUCAACGUGUUGUCUGACAAGAGCUGCCCCGGGCUGCUUGUUUCUAUCCUGGAGGCGUUUGAUGAGCUGGGCCUCAGCCUACACCAAGCCACGGCGUCUUGUGCGGAUACAUUCCGCCUCGAGGCUAUUGGGGGAGAGAUGCAGAACCAGGUGGAUAAUGUGGAUGAGCAUGUCGUGAAGCAAGCCGUGCUCCAGGCCAUCAGGACCUGCUCAUCACAAGGCUGUCGCCAACAACAAGAGUAG